Drechmeria coniospora is the source of this 648-nucleotide messenger RNA. RefSeq lists its product as uncharacterized. Bases 1 to 648 code for a protein of 215 amino acids. NCBI's taxonomy places the organism in Eukaryota, Fungi, Ascomycota, Sordariomycetes, Hypocreales, Ophiocordycipitaceae. The record is from RefSeq and is a predicted model, not a curated record. The transcript has a single exon.
AUGCCUCGCGGGCGGGCGGUGACGACGAAGGCGCUGGGGACAGAGUCGGGGGAUGGGGAGGGCAAGAGGCAAGGAACAAGCAACAGGGACAGGAAUGGGGAGAAGAACGGGGAGAAGCACGGGGAGAAGCACAGGGAGAAGCACGGGGAGAAGAACGGGGAGAAGCACGUGGAGAAGACGGGGAGAAGCAGGGGAGAAGCACGGGGACAGGACAAGAGCAAGGUCAGGGACGGAGACGGAGACGUAGACAGCGACAACGACAGCGACAGAGACAGCGACAGAGACAGAGACAGCGAACGGGGCGAUGACGGUUGGCAGCGGAAGCGAGGACAGAAGCGGUCGAGGUUGAGCGGGGUUCGAGCAAUGCCGUCGUCGUACUGGCGGCCGACGGCAAAUGAAUGGGCGCGGAGUGCGGUGAGCGGGUGGUCGAGAACUGGCUGGUUCGAGGCGUGCGCGUGCUCUGCUUGGACCGAGACGAGUGCUUUCUCGACCGAGGCGAGGCGACAGGAGACGAUUUGGAAGCAGCGGACGAAGGCGAGCGUGGGUGCGCGUGGGUGCGUUAUCCGAGACGACGAUACGUCGCUCGCUGAUCUGUCUGGCUUGGCAACCUGGAUUUCUCGAAAUGCGCGGGCACGGGCAAAUGUGUGA